Messenger RNA from Plasmodium yoelii, 156 nucleotides. RefSeq names its product conserved Plasmodium protein, unknown function. The record is from RefSeq and is a predicted model, not a curated record. The coding region runs from base 1 to 156 and encodes 51 amino acids. The transcript has a single exon. Lineage: Eukaryota; Apicomplexa; Aconoidasida; Haemosporida; Plasmodiidae.
AUGAUAGGAACUAUAUUUUCAGUUUUAUUUACAAUCCUAAAACUAUGUUUUGCUACUUCCCCUAUAAUAUGCAUUGUGUUAAUAUUUUUGCUUAAUAAAAAUAAUGUUCCAGAGGAUCAAAAAAAAAAAACUGAUUUUUAUUUUGAAGUAGAUUAA